Molecule: messenger RNA, 1571 nt
Organism: Microstroma glucosiphilum
Lineage: Eukaryota; Fungi; Basidiomycota; Exobasidiomycetes; Microstromatales; Microstromataceae
Product: putative RPT6-26S proteasome regulatory subunit
Exons: 3
Coding region: 11-1276 (421 amino acids)
Biological process (GO): proteasome-mediated ubiquitin-dependent protein catabolic process
Cellular component (GO): proteasome regulatory particle, base subcomplex
Molecular function (GO): ATP binding; ATP hydrolysis activity; proteasome-activating activity
Source: RefSeq, a predicted model, not a curated record
CACCGAUACAAUGGCAACCACGGCCAUUCACGGCGCAUCGUCGUCGACACUGCCCAACACGGCGGGUAGCAGCUCGACGAUUGGGGGCGCAAAGUCAAAUGCAAACGGCAUCUCGUCCUUUUACGCCUCCAAGAUCUCCCAAUACCAGAUUCUCAUCAAUGACAAGACACACAACCUCAGACGUCUCGAGGCUCAGAGGAAUCAGCUCAACGCUAGGGUCAGGCUACUCAGGGAGGAGAUGCAGCUCUUGCAGGAGCCGGGCAGUCAUGUCGGAGAAGUCAUCAAGGUCAUGAGCAAGAAGAAGAUUCUCGUAAAGGUGCAGCCUGAGGGCAAGUACGUCGUCGACUUCGACUCAUCGAUCCCAUUGGCCGAGCUGAAGCCAACAAUCAGAGUGGCCCUACGCUCAGACUCAUAUCAGAUCCACCGUAUUCUGCCGAACAAGGUGGACCCUCUGGUGUCUCUCAUGAUGGUAGAGAAGGUGCCUGACUCGACAUAUGAGAUGGUUGGAGGACUAGAUAAGCAGAUCAAGGAGAUCAAGGAAGUCAUCGAGUUGCCUGUCAAGCACCCGGAGCUAUUCGACAGUCUUGGUAUUGCUCAGCCAAAGGGAGUGCUCCUCUACGGACCUCCUGGUACUGGAAAGACGCUGCUGGCAAGAGCUGUCGCACACCACACAGACUGCCGCUUCAUCCGUGUCAGUGGAAGUGAGCUGGUGCAGAAGUACAUCGGUGAAGGUAGUCGAAUGGUGAGGGAGCUGUUCAUCAUGGCCAGAGAGCACGCUCCUUCAAUCAUCUUCAUGGACGAGAUUGAUUCGAUUGGAUCGAGCAGGAAGGAGGGAGGCAGCGGAGGUGGAGACAAUGAGGUGCAAAGAACCAUGCUGGAGCUCCUGAACCAACUGGACGGUUUCGAGGGCACAAAGAACAUCAAGGUCAUCAUGGCCACCAACCGAAUCGACAUUCUCGACCCGGCCCUUCUGCGACCUGGACGUAUCGAUCGAAAGAUCGAGUUCCCCCCUCCCGGUCCCGAAGCACGAGUCUCAAUUCUGCGCAUCCACUCGCGCAAGAUGUCACUACAGCGCGGCAUCAAUCUGCGGGCCCUGGCGGAGAAGAUGGGUCAAAUCUCAGGAGCCGAGGUGAGGGGUGUGUGCACAGAAGCAGGCAUGUACUGUCUCAGGGAGAGGAGGACCGUGGUCAGCUCUGCCGACUUUGAGCUGGCGAUUGGAAAAAUCUUGGGCCAAAAGCUGGGCGGCGAGGACUCGAAGAACAAGCUGUACUUGUGAUUGUACUGACGAUAGAGGGCGCUCGUCUGCAAUUCAGAAUAUUGUCAUCUAUUGCGGCAUGAUUGGCGGUACGAACAAGUAGACAGCCAAGAGCACACCUUUAUCGGCUGCUGGGUGCGACGGCAGUGAAGCCACCAUCGACAGCAAUGACCUGUCCUGUAGCGAAUUGACAGCUUGACAGGAACAAGAUUGCCUGUGCCAUAUCCUCCUCUAAUCCAAUCCUUCCCGCCGGGUUGCUCAUUCCCUUGUCAACAUCAUCCGCACUGCUCAAUCCACCACUCUCCAAUGUACUCUU